Molecule: messenger RNA, 136 nt
Organism: Racocetra fulgida
Lineage: Eukaryota; Fungi; Glomeromycota; Glomeromycetes; Diversisporales; Gigasporaceae
Source: the annotation of a GenBank genome assembly
AACGAAAUUGGUGAUGCCAUAAUAAACAAAAUUGGUGACGCUAUAACAAACAAAAUUGGUGAUACCCUAAAGAGCGAAAUUGGUGACAAUGUAACAAACAAAUUUUGUGAGACCGUGACCAAUGUAAUUCAAAAAG